AUGAAACUGCUCUUUUUACUUUUUACAAUUUUCCAGCUAUCAUUUUCCUAUAACUAUUUGACUUUUUUCACUCCUACGAUUAUUAGAAAGUUUGCAAAAAUUAAUUAUGUGAAAUCAACAAAACAUGUGGUUCAUCUGGAGCCAAGUGAGAAACUGGAACAAUAUGGAAACUUUUUGGAGAAUAACGAUAUUGUGAGAUUCUGGACUGAUGACGCUUCGAUGUCUGAAAUGUUUCCGAUGCUGGAACUUUUCAAUUCAAUGUUUCUGGAGCAAGCAAUGGUUUUAGGACAUAAUCUGGAAUUUUUAGAUGAGCUCAACGCUUCAAAAUUUGAUGUGAUGAUCUAUGAAAGUUUUGUAGAGUGUGCUUAUCGUGAGUUGCAAAUUCUCUUCUGGAUUACUUGGAAAUUAAGACUUUUAUCCCUUCAACAUCCAUUGCAUACGACCCAAAUCUUUUGGAAUCUAUCGGUGAACCAAGAAUGCCUAGUGCAGUGCCUCUGCCCCUUAUUUGCUGACCAGAUGAGAAAUGCAAAAAUGUUGGUUAGAAAAUUAUUAAUUAAUGGCUCCAUUGAAGUUUCUAAAUAUGAAUUACACGAUGCAAAGAAGAUCGGAGAAGUUCUGCGAAAAAUUUUAUUUGAUGAUUCAUACCGCGUUGCAUCAGAAAAUCUGGCACGUCAAUUGGCAAACCAACCAAUGGAAUGUUAA
This is a messenger RNA of Caenorhabditis briggsae, 702 nucleotides long. Bases 1 to 702 code for a protein of 233 amino acids. The transcript is spliced from 5 exons. The record is from RefSeq and is a predicted model, not a curated record. NCBI's taxonomy places the organism in Eukaryota, Metazoa, Nematoda, Chromadorea, Rhabditida, Rhabditidae.